AUGGUCAGGCAGCCCCUGGAUGCGUCACCCGGAUUUUUGCCUGCACUCUUCCAGCUGCAGGAGGGAGAGUUGAUUCUCAUAAGCAAUGAGCAAUGUGCAGCAGAGUAUAUGCAUCCAUCUGGUGUACAGGACCCCAGUGAAUUUCAGGGUGAUUCUGGGGGCCCCCUUGUCUGCCCCGUACAAGGUGUCUGGUACCUGAUGGGGGUGGCCAGCUGGAGUGCAGAAUGUGUAGCUCCUGUUGGCCCCAACAUCUUCUCCAGGAUCACCUACUUUAUCAACUGGAUUCAAGAGAAGAAGCAGGCCAAUCCUGAUCCUGACAUCUCCUUGGCCCCUCCUCAGGAAAAGCCGCUGGCACUGACUGGCUUAAAUUCUCAGGGCACUGUUGAACCCCAGAUAUUCAUAGUCCUGCUAUCUUCUCAGAUCUUCCUGCUACAGCUUAUUUUGCUCAGGAAUCUGUAACAGGACCACUGCACCCCUGAGAAGCACAAGCUUCUUCCACACAAGGCUCCUGGCUGAGUUCUACACUAUCCUUCUGUGCUUCUAUCUCUGGGCUUGUCUGUCCAUCUGAGGCCAACUAUGUUCCAGAACAAAAUAAAAACAAAUGAA
This is a messenger RNA of Heterocephalus glaber (naked mole-rat), 606 nucleotides long. NCBI's taxonomy places the organism in Eukaryota, Metazoa, Chordata, Mammalia, Rodentia, Bathyergidae. The record is from RefSeq and is a predicted model, not a curated record.